GUUUAAAGAAGAAUAUUCAACAGAGAGAGAGAGCGAACGACGUGGUUGGCAUUUGAAAGCUGAAGUAAAAAUGGCGAAUCUGAGAUGCCAAAAACUCAGCGCUUCAUUCAACGAUAAAACGAACUCUUCGUUGAGAUCCCCAAAUCCUCUCUCUCUCUCGUUGGCUUUGGUCUUUGCAGUUAUCUCUUUAUUUUGUUGUCUCUGCCCCAUCCCCAUAGCAGGCAGGACAAGGCAUGGCGAUCCCAGCUGUACUUGCCGUUGUUCCUCUGGGCAUACUGUUCAUUCUCUCAGGCCUCAUUGUCAAUCUCAUCCAGGCAGUUUUUUUUAUCCUUGUUCGUCCGCUAUCAAAAAAUAUGUACAGAAGGAUCAACAAAAUAGUUGCAGAGCUACUGUGGUUGGAGCUUAUAUGGCUCAUUGAUUGGUGGGCUGGUGUCAAGGUUGAGGUGUACACAGAUUCAGAAACCUUUCAAUUAAUGGGUAAAGAACGUGCACUUCUCAUAUGCAAUCAUAGGAGCGACAUUGAUUGGCUUGUUGGUUGGGUUGUGGCUCAGCGCUCGGGUUGCCUUGGUAGUACACUAGCCAUCAUGAAGAAAGCAGCCAAAUGCCUCCCUGUCAUAGGUUGGUCAAUGUGGUUUUCUGAUUAUCUUUUUCUAGAAAGAAACUGGGCCAGGGAUGAAAGCACAUUGCAGUCAGGUUUUCAACAACUGGAGGAUUUUCCCUUGCCUUUCUGGCUGGCUCUUUUUGUUGAGGGAACACGCUUUACACAGGAAAAGCUAUUAGCAGCUCAGAAUUAUGCUGCUUCAAGAGGAUUGCAUAGUCCUAAAAAUGUUUUGAUUCCCCGCACUAAGGGUUUUGUUUCAGCAGUAAGUCAUAUGCGUUCAUUUGUUCCAGCAAUUUAUGAUUGUACAGUAGCCGUUCCUCGAAAUCGGGAUCCACCUACAAUGUUGAGGAUAUUUAGAGCGCAAUCUUCUGUGGUAAAGGUGCAAAUCAGGAGAUAUUCAAUGCAGGAAUUGCCGGAAACAGUUGAUGGCAUUGCACAAUGGUGUAAAGAUAUAUUCGUGACGAAGGAUGCUUUUCUGGAGAGAUACUUUUGUAAGGACUCAUUCAGUGACCUACAACAGCAAGACAUUGGUCGACCCAAAAAGUCUUUGUUUGUUGUAAUUUGUUGGAUAUGUCUCCUUGCCUACUGCAUCUUCAUAUUCUUUCAAUGGUCUUCUCUCCUAUCCUCAUGGAAAGGCAUUGCAUUUUCAGCAACCUUCUUGGUCCUUGUUAUAAUUGUUAUGCAGAUUCUAGUCCAAUCUUCUGAGUCGGAGCAUUCUACCCCUGUCAGUAUACCGCCACAAGACCCAACGGAGGAGUGGUUUCUUUAGAAAUAAUUCGAGAUUCAGCACUAGUUUGUAGCCAGUCCAUUUGUGAUCACAAAAAUUUUCUGAUUUCAUCAUGGAAUCACCCAGCUCACCUAUACCCUUAUUAAAUGGCUUGGAAAAUGUAGUAUAUGUUCAUAGGUUAUUAUUAUAUGGGCUUGGAGAAGGCAGCACAUGUGCAUAACUUGCAUUUGAGUUUGUUGGGGCCGGGAUCUCCUUAUAGAUUAAAACAAUAUUCCAGGCACAAAACCCUUCUUUUCAAAGCAUGUUCAUUUAUCAUUAUCAUUAAUUCUCAGUAACUAUACAGUAUUGAAU
This is a messenger RNA of Corylus avellana, 1679 nucleotides long. It is a transcript of the gene LPAT3, whose product is annotated as lysophosphatidyl acyltransferase 3. Gene Ontology annotation, cellular component: endomembrane system. Gene Ontology annotation, molecular function: 1-acylglycerol-3-phosphate O-acyltransferase activity. NCBI's taxonomy places the organism in Eukaryota, Viridiplantae, Streptophyta, Magnoliopsida, Fagales, Betulaceae. The record is from RefSeq and is a predicted model, not a curated record.